Molecule: messenger RNA, 543 nt
Organism: Odontomachus brunneus
Lineage: Eukaryota; Metazoa; Arthropoda; Insecta; Hymenoptera; Formicidae
Gene: ND-B14
Product: NADH dehydrogenase [ubiquinone] 1 alpha subcomplex subunit 6
Exons: 3
Coding region: 82-450 (122 amino acids)
Biological process (GO): response to oxidative stress
Source: RefSeq, a predicted model, not a curated record
UCACGUAACAUAUCUUAACGGCUAGUUAGACGAAUAUUGCUUCAGGUUAGGUUAGGUUCAGUUGUAUUGGAGUUCACGAAAAUGGCUAGUAAGGCUGCGACUACUUUUCGGCAAGUGAAGCCUAUUUUAUCUGUUAAUAGAGAAGACGCACGUCGAAGAGUACUUAAGCUGUACAAAGCAUGGAUUCGUCAAGUACCACAAGCAUUAUUGUUAUAUGAUAUUCCCAAAAAGGAAGCAGACUGCAAAAAAAAGAUACGUGAAGAAUUUAAACGUCAUGCUCAUGUAACUGAUGUAAGGAUUAUAGACCAGCUUGUUAUAAGGGGUCAAAUGGAGUUGCAAGAAGUCGCUAACAUAUGGAAACCUAAGGGACAAUUAAUGACUUAUUGGCAGGAAACUAUGGAAAAGAAGCCAACUGAUUUCAUGUCGAAAUUCCUCGCAGGUCAUGAAUAAUUUUCUCUAGUUUUGUUAGUAUUUGAAGGUUAUUUUUGUCUGUAUCUUAGAAAUAUAAUAAAUUGUAUGUACAUAAUAUAUACAAGGCUUGAA